Molecule: messenger RNA, 2157 nt
Organism: Dreissena polymorpha
Lineage: Eukaryota; Metazoa; Mollusca; Bivalvia; Myida; Dreissenidae
Product: zeta-crystallin-like
Exons: 9
Coding region: 156-1145 (329 amino acids)
Cellular component (GO): cytosol
Molecular function (GO): mRNA 3'-UTR binding; NADPH binding; quinone reductase (NADPH) activity
Source: RefSeq, a predicted model, not a curated record
UUUUACUGUCGUGUAAGAUAACGCGUGUUAAUAUCUAGAGCGUUUUUCAGUACGUGGUAAGUUAUAAAUCCGAUAUUAAGGGCAGUUCCCAGCUGAUAAAGCAGUGGCUUGUGCAGUAGUAUCUGUAUUCUACACAUAAAGAUCAGCUAUAAACAAUGUCUGGACAUAAAGAGAUGCGGGCCAUACGUGUUGCUAACCAUGGUGGACCAGAGGUGUUAAAGAUCGAUCCCAAAGUUCCAGUACCAGUCCCUUCUGAUACUCAGGUAUUGGUGGAAGUAAAAGCAGCGGGGGUGAAUCCUGUAGACACGUAUAUUCGUAGCGGUACUUUCCGAAUUACAGUUCCGCUGCCAUACACCCCGGGCUCAGAUGUGGCUGGAAUCGUGUCAAAGGUUGGGGCCAAAGUAACCAAAUUUAAGCCAGGGGAUAAAGUGUAUGUGAUAAGGAAUGUUUCCGGCGGGUAUGCGGAAUUCACGGUUGCUGAGGAAACUAUGGUUGGGAAACUACCGACCCAUCUGAGUUUUUCCCAGGGUGCAGGUCUUGGUGUACCAUGCUAUUCGGCAUCUCGGGCAUACAUAAAGGCGAAAGAUAAAGUGAAGCCAGGAAACACCGUGCUUGUGCAUGGAGCCAGUGGAGCGGUAGGUCUAGCAUGUGUCCAGAUAGGGAAGGCCAAGGGCCUUACAGUGCUUGGGACAGCAGGAACCAAAGAGGGGCUGGACUUGGUUCUUAAACACGGAGCAGCAAAGGCUUUCAACCAUAAGGAACAGGGCUACAUUGACAAAGUUCUGGAAGCAACCAAUGGCACGGGACCAGAUAUUAUCAUAGAGAUGUUGGCCAAUGUGAAUCUGGAUACAGACGUGAAUACAAUCAACAAGGGAGGAAUCAUAGUGGUCGUUGGAAGCAGGGGCACUGCACAGAUCGUCCCGCGUGUAAUUAUGUAUAAGGAGAUUAUUGUCACUGGGUUUGCACUGUGGAAUGCCCCACCAGAAGAAUGGGUGGAAAUGCAUCAAGUGAUCUCAGAAGGACUUACUAAAGGCUGGCUCGUACCCAGUGUCCAAAAGGAGUAUAAGCUGGAAGAGGCCUCGUUAGCACACGAAGAAAUUAUCAACAAUUCUGGAACAACGGGCAAUAGGAUACUUAUUAUGUAACUUCAAGCAAUCCUGUUCGCAACUUGUAAUUGGAAUUUGCGUGUCCUUUCAAAGAAGUAUUUUGUUUAAUUAUGUAAUUAAUAAAAGUUGUAUUUGUUAAUAGGAAAUUAAUGCUCAAAAGUUACUUUGUAGGAUUUAUGAUCAAUUGCCUUUAUUAUAGGUUCAUGUGAUAAAGUAUAGGGCCAUAAGCUGAUACAACAUCUAUAACAGUGUUCCAUGAUCCAGAUACAUAUUUGCAGGCUAUAGCUAAUUAAAGGCCCUAUAAAGGUGACAAAUCCAAUAAUUAUGCAUAUAAAAUUGCCUAAUUUUUACCGGAUUUCAGUUACCCUUGCAUAAAAAUUGCUAAUAACACAGCAGAGGUGCAACGUUGUCAAGAAGUAUUGAAGAUAUACCCGUUUCAUAAUUGGAAGAAAUGCUUACAACUUUGCAACUAACGUGAUGUGUAGCCCCAAAGCGGUGACGUAUGCUAAAAAUAGCCAAAAGAACAUACUUUUAAUUCUAUUUCUAUUUUUUACCAGCAAAAAGUAACUGAUUAGAUCACUACAAACGUUUUGACCAUUAUUAGAAGAGACAUACUUUGUGAGUAAUACCGGAAAACAUUGAACAUCAACGAUAUAUUUUUGGUGACCUGAGUCACUUUCACUUUCUCUUUCCCGAAUAAACAGCGAUGCAAAUAAACUGAUUGUUUGUAAACACGAUAGACUUGGAGGACACUGUAUUUUGAGCUAAAAACAAGUUGUAUUGCUCAUAUUUUUAUGGUUAUGUCCAAUAGAAUAUACAUAUUUUUUUUUUGAUUACCUUUAUAUAUAAAAUACGGAAAAAAUAUUUAAAAAUCGGUAAAUAAUUACGGAUCUUCACCUUUAUAGAGCCUUUAACAUACCCAAGGGUUACUCAAAACAUAGAUGCAAACAGCCCGCACAUUCAGUCUCUUGUAUGUAUUGCUUGGGGUCACAUCAUUAUUAGUAGUUGUAGAGUUAAGCUUCAAUAGAAUGCUAUUAAAUAUAUAACCUCA